UAUUCGAAAACGUAUUCGAUUGUCAAAUUGCUUCGUAUGUAUAUAGCAUAUUAUAAUAAUUGUAAAUUAUUUUCCUUUUCAAUUAGUUAUCAUUCCAAGAACUGUUCAAUUACUUAUACCAAAGCGCGACACAAACACGAAUGCUUGAAAAAAAGACACCAGUCCCGAAAACAUGGCAUUGAACAUAUAUAUUUGAUGAAAUAAACAUACAUCAGCACAACGAUUGUCCGGUGAUGUAAUUCACAGAAUGUGCUGACACUGAUCGUUACUACACAUUAUGACUUCAUGCAGUAUCGUAAGGUACGUCAAGAUAUUCACUGCUCGGGUCUGCCGCCUGAAUUAAUUAGGGACUGUAAAUUACUCGCCGUGAGUCGCCAUGUGCUCACGAUUGUGCGCGACGCUGGUCAUGAUAUUAAUCUUGCCUGGGAUACGCGCGAUUCAACCGUUCAAUGGGGAUACUUUACCGUCAAAUAUUUCGGAAAAGCUGGACGAUUAUUGGCGAACCUAUAAGACGCAGUUUAAUAAGACGUAUACAAGAAAUCUGGAAAAUGUGAGGAGAGCGGCUUGGGAGCAAAAUCUCGUGGAAAUUUAUAAGCACAAUCUACUGGCCGCCGCAGGACAUCACAGUUAUACAUUGCGGGAUAAUCAUAUUGCCGAUCUCAGCACUCGACAAUAUAUGCGCGAAAUGGUGAAACUAAUGCCAAGUCGAAGACGCCGACUGCCGACCGAACCGAUAGUAUCGGCGGUGUUAAAAAAUCCUCGCGACAUACCAGCACGUUUGGAUUGGCGCGAAUACGGUUUCGUCACUUCGCCCGUGAACCAACGGAGCUGCGGGAGUUGUUAUGCUUACUCAAUCGCGGAAAGUAUAGAGGGACAAAUUUUUAAGCAGACCGGCAUGUUGCUACCCUUGAGCGCACAACAGCUGGUAGAUUGCAGCACGUCAACCGGCAACCUCGGCUGCACCGGCGGUUCCCUUAGGAACACUUUGAAAUAUUUGGAAAAGUCGAAAGGUCUCAUGGCUAGAUCCACGUAUCCCUACAACGCCGAGCAAGGAGAAUGCCAAUUUCAGAAGGACCUGAGUGUCGUCAAUAUAACUUCAUGGGCAAUUCUGCCGGCACGGGAUGAGAAGGCUCUAGAAAUAGCAGUGGCGACAAUCGGUCCCAUAGCCGCUUCCAUAAAUGCCAGUCCAAAAACAUUCCAGCUUUAUCACAAAGGCGUUUAUGACGAUCAUCAAUGCAGUUCGGAUAUGGUGAAUCACGCGAUGCUCGUCGUCGGAUAUACGCCAACCGAAUGGAUCCUGAAGAAUUGGUGGGGCGCUAGUUGGGGAGAAAAAGGCUAUAUGCGGCUGGCAAGAAACAAAAAUCGUUGUGGCGUAGCAAACUAUGCAGCUUAUGUGAAAGUUUGACAAUGAGAUCCAUUUCUCUAGAAUGUUAUCGGCAAACUCUCGCAAACCUCAGAAAAAAAUGUAUAUUGAUUUUUAUAUUUGGAACAAAUUGCGAUAAAUCGAUUGGUAUUUGUGGCAAUUAUCCAUCGAAACAAAUAUUAUUUUCCCAUA
This is a messenger RNA of Temnothorax curvispinosus, 1555 nucleotides long. It is a transcript of the gene CtsL4, whose product is annotated as cathepsin L1. Gene Ontology annotation, molecular function: cysteine-type endopeptidase activity. Lineage: Eukaryota; Metazoa; Arthropoda; Insecta; Hymenoptera; Formicidae. The record is from RefSeq and is a predicted model, not a curated record. The transcript has 5 exons. The coding region runs from base 377 to 1405 and encodes 342 amino acids. Gene Ontology annotation, cellular component: lysosome.